UCCUGUGCGGUGCUGGGCGAGUCCCCGCCUGCAGCCCCGUGGAUCGCCCCGGCCGGGCGGCAGGAUUCCCUGGCCCUGACUCCGCGAUCUCCCAGAUGCAGCGAGGGGAAGAGCCGUGUGUCCCGGUUCUCCAGGGCGCCGAGGGAAGGGCGAUCCCCCGAGGUGCCUGCACAGGUGCCAGGAUGGAGGUGAAGAGUCCGAAGAAGGAAGGGUCUACGGGAGCUGAGCCACACUGGAUGUCCCAGAGCAUUAAGCAAGAAGAGGCCAGUGGGGCUGGAUGGCCGGAGGAGAUCAACGCAAUGUCUCCAGAGGAGAUCGGCAUCAGGAUGAUGAUGGAGCACAACCGAGCCCAGCUGGGGGAGAGCCCCUACAGCUGCUCGGACUGCGAGAAGAGCUUCAGCCAGAGCUCCCACCUGGUCCAGCACCAGCGCAUCCACAUGGGGCAGAAGCCCUACAAAUGCACCGACUGCGGGAAGAGCUUUGUUCUCAGCUCCAACCUCCUGGAGCACCAGCGCAUCCACACCGGGGAGCGCCCCUACAAGUGCGACCAGUGUGAAAAGACCUUCAGCCAGAGUUCCCACCUCUUCCAGCACCAGCGCAUCCACACAGGUGAGCGGCCCUACCAAUGCACCGAGUGCGGGAAGAGUUUCAACCGCAAUUACACCCUGGUGAAGCAUUACCACACCCACAUCGGGGAGCAGCCCUUCAUCUGCAGCGAGUGCGGGAAGAGCUUCAGCCUUGGCUCCUUCGCCCAGCACGUCCGCACCCACACGGGCGAAAAGCCCUACAGCUGUGCUGAGUGCGGUAAGAGUUUCAGCAGCAGUUCCAACUUGAGCCAGCACCGGCGCAUCCACACUGGGGAGAAACCCUACAGCUGUGGCCACUGCGGGAAAAGCUUCAGCCAGAGCUCCAACCUCAUCAAGCACCGGCGCAUCCACACCGGAGAGAGACCCUACAGCUGCCCCGAGUGCGGCAAGACCUUCAACCAGAGCUCUUCGCUCAUGCAGCACCGGCGGAUCCACCGCGGCGAGCGGCCCUACGAGUGCACCGAGUGCGGGAAGCGCUUCAGUGUCAGCUCCCACCUGGUGGAGCACCGGCGGAUCCACCGGGGCGAAAAGCCUUACAAGUGCGUCGACUGCGGGAAGAGCUUUGGCUGCAAUUCAUCCCUGAUGAAACACCAGCGCAUCCACACCGGGGAGCGGCCCUACAAGUGCCCUGAGUGUGGGAAGUGCUUCAUCGACAGCUCCAAGCUCAACAACCACCGGCGCACCCACACUGGAGAGCGGCCCUACAAAUGCACCGACUGCGGGAAGGGCUUUGGAGACAGCUCCGCGCUCAUGAAGCACCAGAGGACACACACCAAGUAGACACCAGCAGAUGGAGAGGGGGGCACUGGUGUCUCUCUAGAGGGUGAAAUUGACAUGCUCUGGGGAUCGGGGGCCUCUAUAAGGGAGACAUUGAUGUGCCUUCUGGGGAGACAAGGGAACCUUUAUAGAGAGUAAAUUGGUGUCCUUUCUUCCAACUCCUAUUGGUCAGCAAGACAUACCCAUCCAUCUCGGAAACCCUGGCCCCUAUCCCCAAUGUAUGCCAAUGCCCUUUUGCCUGCAGCAAGCUACAGGCCUGAUCUGAAGCCCCUUCCUCCCUCCCUCCCCCACUUACAGUGGAUCAAGAUGCAGGUGGCCUCUGCGAGGAUCCCAAAGUGGCAGGAAAUGCUAAGGCAAAUCAUCCAGCUGUGAUGUGUGCCACAGGGAUUUGUACAGAGGACAUAAGCAAACAUAGUGAGGUUUAGUGAUUAGCCCUGGGAAUCAGAACUUCCGGGUUCUGUCCUCAGGAUGGGGAGUAGGGUCUAGUGGGUGAUAGCAGAGGGGGCUGGGAGCCAGGACUCGUGGAUUAGAUUCCCAGCUAUGUGUGGGUUAUAGAAGGUGAAAUCAGAGUUUGUUUGCAGUUGUGGAUAGGUGUAUAGUUUAGAGCAGGGGCCUGACAAUCAGACCUCCUGGGUUCUACACCCAGCUCUGGCACUUUACCUUUCUGUGCCUCAGUUUCUUCGUCAUCUGUCAAAUGAGAAUAAUGGUACCCAGCUUUUUUCUAGUGUUUUGAGAGUCAUAGAUGAAAAGUGCUUAUUAUUCUGUAUUUGAUGAGUAAUUGUCUAAGCCAGAAGUGACCCUCAUUUCACCUGCUUUGUUCAUGCUCUGAGUUAGCUGUAGAGCAUAGAUCUCUAGGUCUUUUCUUAAUCUGUUUUGCAGUAAUUAAGAUCCACGAUUGAUGUCUCAUUUCUCUCAACCAACUAGGAGAAGAAAUGUAAAGGGAUCCUGGAAAAGAAAAUAAAACUGGGGAUUGUGCCCUUUAA
This is a messenger RNA of Terrapene triunguis (Three-toed box turtle), 2347 nucleotides long. RefSeq names its product zinc finger protein 883-like. The record is from RefSeq and is a predicted model, not a curated record. Bases 96 to 1367 code for a protein of 423 amino acids. Lineage: Eukaryota; Metazoa; Chordata; Testudines; Emydidae. Gene Ontology annotation, biological process: regulation of cytokine production; negative regulation of transcription by RNA polymerase II; regulation of immune system process. The transcript is spliced from 3 exons.